Molecule: messenger RNA, 2485 nt
Organism: Dendronephthya gigantea
Lineage: Eukaryota; Metazoa; Cnidaria; Anthozoa; Malacalcyonacea; Nephtheidae
Exons: 2
Coding region: 125-2191 (688 amino acids)
Source: RefSeq, a predicted model, not a curated record
CUCAUUGCUGUGACAACAAGUCGUCUUCAAGUGAGCUGGAACAAUUCAUCGUCCACCGUUAACGGGUCUCAGGUUUUGAAAUUUUUCUCUAGCAAGAACCUGCAUUUGGUCAUAGUGGAAGACGAUGGCUUCAUUUGCAUAUCCUACGCUCGCAGUUGUUUCGCUCUUCCUGUUUUUGGCUGUUUUUGCUCACGAAAAUUCAACAUCUUCACCAGGAGGUAAAAAUGUUACAAUAGACCAGCCAAUGACAAACCUUAAUUUAACAAACACAACGAAUAGAUGCGAAAGCCACAAGCCCAAACUUCGAAUUAAGGAAUCGGACGUUAAGAAUAUUAUUAAUACCAUGCAUAAAUAUACUACCAAUGGGGUAGAGAUAGAAUUGACAAUCGAUUCAAAGAACGAAACGCAAUCCUCUCCUAAGUAUAAAUGGUCUUGGGCAGGCGAAAUUGGUCGAACAAUUAUUUCAUUGAUAACAUAUGUAGCAGGCAAUACGUUUUUCGGUAUUACGCUAACACCAGGGAUCGCAAAGGUGAAUGUUGUUGUCUCUGAGUUAACUCACGGAUGUCUGCCAACCGGAAACAAAGGAACUGAACUUGUUUUCGACUUUCUUCUACACCAGCUUUCUCAUUCAGAAGAUACUCACGAUUAUAAGUUAUGUCACCCUCACACUGACGAGGACGGCUUGAUAUUAUAUAACUGUUGCAGAAUAACCACUGGUAACCUGACAAUUUGUGCUGACCAUGCGGCUACAAAUCUGAUCGCUAGAGCCCGCGCAUACGUAACAUUAGUCCCAUUUUUCUUGAGUUUUAUUUUAUUCCCUUUAAUUAUACAAUAUUUGCGAUCAUCGUCGAAGAGAAAAGAAUUGGAGAAAGAAGCGGAGAAAGAAGCGGAGAAAGAAGCGGAUUACGAAAUUAUUGACAGUCCAUUAGCCAUUUCAACAAUUUUUUAUAUGCUUUUUAUCGAGGAGAAAAGCUUUCCCAUACCUAUUGUUAGAAGGCUUUUCGUAUGGCUUUUACCUGGAUUACUGUUGUUUAUAAUUUUACCUCUCGUUCCAGCUAUCCUUGUAUCCGUAGCAUUUUUUUGUGUCAUGGUGCCAUUUGAUAUUUUCUCACUAAACGACCCGGAACACUAUUUUUAUUAUCAAAGCUCUAAUGAUUAUAUAUUUACAAUCACUUCUCUUUUUAAUAUUAAACUCUGGGGGAAGCUUUAUAGUUCAUUAGUGUAUUCUCAUCAUACAACAAGAAGAGAGAAGAUUUUGUGGGCUGUUCUUUCCAUUAUUCUCUUUCCUAUCGUCUACAUUAUUGUUUUUGUUACCGUUAUGUUAACUGUAGUGUAUGUAUUUGCAAUGACAUUACACCCUAGUACUCAUGUCCAACAUCACUCUCUGUUGUGGCGUUAUGGGAAGUUUGUGUUAUCCUUAUCUGCAGCAUUUUGGUGUAUCUUUUCCACUUCCAUUUUCAUGAAUCUUAUUUUCCUGAUGAUUGCUGGUAUUUAUCUUAAUGCACAACUUUACAUUCCAUACCUCAUACCCAUUAUAGCUGUUGUAAUCUACUCGCUAAAGCAAUGGAGAUUGUCAGUCGAAACAAAGUAUUUAGUUCUUAAAAUAAACAUUCACAAAGUAUGCAAGGAAUUGUGGGAAGAGAACAAACCAGAAGGAAAAACCGAACUACACGAACUACAUGCAAUGUUUCUUGUUGAUAUUACUAAUGGAAAAGUUCCCAAACCUCUCUACAACAUGACAAGAGAAGCGAUUUUGCCAUUUGACAGAGUCUUCUUCUAUUUCUUUGCCAAAAUAUUUUUGGUUGCAAAUUUCUUUUAUCUUUUAAUUUUCAUGAUUUCCUCAGCCCAAGAAUCUAACAUCUCCGUAACGGUUCACAUCAUCAGCACAAUUACAUUGAGCACGUUGCCGUUUAUAUUCGAUACUUUAUGGAGAAAAGAUACCUCUGAACAAAAUCAACUGGAUAACAUGAAACAAAAAAUACAAAUAAGGUCCUUGAUGACACUGGUGGAAAGAGAAAAAACCGUAGCAAUAGUAAGCUUGAACGUAGUUAAAAAGGACACAUCUAUCAUUAAUUUCGGUACUUUUUUUCGCGCUUUCAACCCAAUUUUGAGCAAGCAUUCUUCAAGAAAUGUUGCAAGGAGAGGCGAUAGCUUUGAAAUGCAAAGUUCGCAGCUUGUGGAGCCAAAUUGAACAACAUCUUUUCUUCUUUUCAAGUUUAUGUAAAUUGAACGACCAAAUCAAGUUAAUUAAGUCCAUUUCGCCAAAAAUUAUACAUGCUUUAAAAUGAUCCGUCGCUAUUUCACCUGCUGACCUCGUUUUGAUGCAGCUUGGAACACAUUGAAGUACUAUGCCAAUUUUUGAAAUUUUUGAAAUGUAAUCACGAAGCCAGCGGCGAGGUCUUGGACUAGUUAGUGAGCAUCGUAUCCGGUUUUGAACACUUUCGACACCUAAUUUAAGAUUUACGACGCCAAUUGUGACAGCGAA